Messenger RNA from Phalaenopsis equestris, 2397 nucleotides. RefSeq names its product adagio-like protein 1. Lineage: Eukaryota; Viridiplantae; Streptophyta; Magnoliopsida; Asparagales; Orchidaceae. Gene Ontology annotation, biological process: response to blue light; circadian rhythm. The transcript is spliced from 2 exons. The record is from RefSeq and is a predicted model, not a curated record. Gene Ontology annotation, cellular component: nucleus; cytosol; SCF ubiquitin ligase complex. Gene Ontology annotation, molecular function: protein binding. Bases 227 to 2092 code for a protein of 621 amino acids.
CAGCUCACGAAUAGUAUGUUUACCAAAACUCUUACCGGAAAACAUCGCCUUUCUCCCUCACAGUAAAAAAAAGGCCAAAAACGGAAAGCAACGACGCAAAUAUCUUUCUGGCUUCGAUAUUUCUAUUGCCUUGAAAGAAUAUAACGAUAUUUCUUCUGCUUGCUCGCUCCUCCCAGGUCUUCCAUGGGUUGAAAUCUCUGACUAGGGUUUGAGGCGGGAGCUCUCUAUGGAGUGGGACAGCGAUCUGGAUGAUCCCAGUAGUGGCGAGGACGAGGCAGAGGCAGAGGAGGUGGGGGCAGCGUUUCUACUGAAUGGCAGCAACGUGCCGUUGUCAGCUGCAGUUGAAAGCGCGCUAGGGUCGGCGCCGUCGUCCUACGGGUUGGUGGUGUCAGAUGCGCUCGAGCCCGAUCAGCCGAUCAUCUAUGUCAACGAGGGGUUCGAGAAGGCAACAGGCUACCUUGCCGAGGAGGUGCUCGGCAGGAACUGUCGGUUUCUACAAUGCAGGGGACCAUUUGCUCAAAGGAGGCAUCCGUUGGUGGAUUCUAGAGUGGUAUCUGAAAUUAGAAAAUGUCUUGAAAAUGGCACAGUUUUCCAGGGCGAUCUAUUGAAUUUUAGGAAGGAUGGGUCUCCAUUGAUGAACAGGCUACAGCUAACACCAAUUUAUGAGGAUAAUGAAACCACUCAUUUUCUUGGCAUUCAAGUUUUCACUGAAGCCAAUGUUGAUUUAGGUCCUUUGCCAGGCAUCUUAAAGAAAGAAAGUAUGAGACCCAUCAGUCGUUCCACACACGAGCAUUCAAUUUAUCGUCCCAUCGCAGCUGUGCACGGAAACAUCUGUCGUGAAUUUUAUGGUAUGUUUCAGCUUAGUGAUGAGGUCUUGUGUCAGAAGAUCCUUUCACGGUUGUCCCCCAGAGACAUUGCUUCUGUUGGUUCUGUGUGCAAAAGGCUCUACUUCCUUUCAAAGGAUGAGGAUCUUUGGAGAAUGGUUUGCCAGAAUGCAUGGGGAAGUGAAACAACUCGUGCUUUAGAAACUGUGCCUGGAGCAAAAAGAUUAGGCUGGGGAAGGCUUGCGAGGGAACUAACCACGCUUGAAGCUGUAGCAUGGAGAAGAUUAACGGUUGGUGGUGCAGUGGAGCCAUCUCGAUGCAACUUUAGCGCAUGUGCUGUGGGAAAUCGUGUGGUUCUUUUUGGCGGGGAAGGAGUGAACAUGCAACCAAUGAACGACACCUUUGUGUUAGAUCUGAACUCCAGCAAUCCAGAGUGGAGGCAUGUCAAAGUAAGCUCACCUCCACCUGGACGAUGGGGCCAUACUCUGUCUUGCCUAAAUGGGUCGUGGCUGGUAGUUUUUGGUGGCUGUGGAAGACAAGGCCUGCUCAACGAUGUCUUCAUCUUAGACUUGGAUGCAAAGCAUCCCGCAUGGAGGGAGAUCCCUGGACUUGCUCCUCCGCUCCCAAGGUCAUGGCACAGCUCAUGCACUCUGGAUGGAACAAAGCUGGUUGUUUCUGGCGGGUGUGCAGACUCAGGCGUGCUUCUCAGCGAUACAUUUUUAUUAGACCUCAUGAUGGAGAAACCUGUAUGGAGAGAAAUACCUGUCUCAUGGUCACCUCCUUCCAGGCUAGGCCACUCCCUUUCUGUAUAUGAUGGUGGCAAGAUAUUGAUGUUUGGUGGUCUCGCUAAGAGUGGGCCACUACGGCUGCGGUCUAGUGAUGUCUUCACUAUGGAUCUAAGCGAAGACGAACCACGGUGGAGGUAUAUAACUGGAAGUGGAAUGCCGGGUGCUGGUAAUCCUGCUGGGGUUGGUCCGCCGCCUCGGCUUGAUCAUGUUGCGGUGAGCUUGCCUGGUGGAAGAAUUCUGAUCUUUGGCGGCUCAGUGGCUGGCCUGCAUUCUGCUUCCCAAUUAUAUCUCCUGGACCCGACGGAGGAGAAACCAACUUGGAGGAUACUGAAUGUGCCUGGUCGACCUCCUCGAUUUGCUUGGGGACAUAGUACCUGUGUUGUAGGAGGAACAAGAGCUAUAGUGCUUGGCGGUCAAACAGGAGAGGAAUGGAUGCUAAGCGAGUUACAUGAACUUACUCUGGCAAAUUCUUACUCCUGAAAUGAUUCAGCUGACCUGUAUAUUCUUACUACAGAAACAACGACCUUCGGUUUUCGUGGCACGGAAUGUUGGGUUGAUUGGACGAAUGUUGGACCUGAUCAAAACAGCUGAAAAAUGUGUGGCCAAGGUAUAUGGGUUUGAGUCCUUGUUGUAAGAUUCACUUUGUUCAUGAUCUGCUUGUUUAUUUGUUGCCUUUUUUACGUUUCUAGCAGCAUAUAACAACUGUUGCUUCUAAUGUACGGGGCUCUGAAAGCUUGAUUUUUUUUUUUGUUGUUUUUUUUUUUCUUUUGAAGUUGAAGAACUGA